AUGGCACCCCCAACAGCAGUGGUGAUCCAAUCUGCAACCCAGUUCGGCAAGGAUGGAGUACCACCACAUCUCCUAUUUAUCUUGCACCUUACCUUUCGUGCAGCGAGUCACGAUAAUCGUGAAUCCCUAUCCGUCCUCCAAAUGAAUCUGACCCUGUCCAACAAGUUGAAUUGGGAGUUAUGCCUGGAAGACAUUGCCCGGCGGAAAGUCCCCCCUCUGCAUUGGGCCGUUCGGCAUACAGCGCUCGACCUCAUUGAGAUGUUGCUCAGCUCCGGGGUCGAUAUCAAUACAGUGCAUCGGGGAAAUACCCCGCUAGUUGAAGCCGCCACCCUGGGCUUUUCCGACAUCAUCGCGAGACUCCUAUCGAAUCCACAUCUUGAUAUGAAACAACACAAACAGGGGAUGAGGGCGUUGUGGAAGGGGAUAGAGAACGGUCACCCUUCGGUUGUGCAAGGCCUGCUCUGUAGCGACAAUGUUGAUGCCAAUAUCGUUUUUCUCUACCGAGGGGAAUUCACGACACCGCUCACCUACGCCGUUACCCGUCAUUCUAGGGAGAUGGUGGAGACCCUUCUUGCCGAUCGCCGAACCGAUCCCAACUUCCGGUAUAAAAAUACGCCAGCCCCUUUAUUUGGCGCUAUGAGAGCCGAGUACCUAUGUCUUGCCCAGCGCCUCAUGUCUGACGAAAGGUUCGAUGUGACGGUCUGCUGUUCCUGUGGCGGCAACCCACUUCAUCAUGCUGCCGAGACAGGGUGUCUCCAUAUCCUGCAGACACUGCUGUCGGACUUUGACAUCGAUAUAAAUGCACAGGAUGCAGAUGGAUUUACGGCUCUUAUCUAUGCAGCCGUAGAAGGACAUGAAUCUAUUGUCCGGGAGCUUCUUUCGCACAGUCUCGACAUCAAUCGUCGCGACCAUCGAGGCCGCACCGCCUUGUGGUGGGCAACCAAUAACGGGCACGAGUGGGCGGCCCGAUGUCUGUUGGCACGAAGUGGCAUCCGGGUUGAUGCGAUUGGUGAGGAUGGGUCCACCUCUCUUCACCAUGCUGUGCAAUGGGGAUCGGCCACGCUGAUUAACCUCCUGCUUGCACACCGAGACAUCAAUGUAAAUGUGUCAGACGACUACGGACGCACACCUCUCUGGUGGGCUGCUUAUCACGGUAACGGAAGGGCUGUGGGAUAUCUACUUCAUGACAGUGGGGCAAAGGUCGGCAUCCGAGAUCGUUGGCAGCAGGGACCACUUGAGGUCGCUAGAGAACAUGGGCAAUAUUACAUCUGGCUUGCGCUCCGAGUCUCCAUGAUAGACGUGAGACUCUUUAUCCUCUGUGCCAUUGUUGUAUUUUGUCUUUCCCCCACCUCAGGCGCAAACUAG
Aspergillus melleus is the source of this 1365-nucleotide messenger RNA. Its product is annotated as ankyrin repeat domain-containing protein. Bases 1 to 1365 code for a protein of 454 amino acids. Lineage: Eukaryota; Fungi; Ascomycota; Eurotiomycetes; Eurotiales; Aspergillaceae. The transcript has a single exon. Gene Ontology annotation, molecular function: protein binding. The record is from RefSeq and is a predicted model, not a curated record.